UGGGUUUGGGUUUGUGGAUCUUCUCAUGUGGUUCUUAUUCAUCAACCAAACUUAUCCUCCCUUUCUAAGAAACAAAAGUGGUUUCCACUCCAAAAAUUACUGUGCCUUUUGCUUUAGACAGUCUUCUUCUUUCCUUGUUUUUAGGAAGAAGCAUUUAUUGCAAAUAUCCAUGACUGCAACAAGUGACCAACUAAAAGGCGCCAAGGAAGAUGCUUUGAAUCAAGCACAGCUUCCACUUUUGUUGAGAGCUGCCAAAGGUUUACCAGUUGAGCGCCCUCCAGUUUGGAUGAUGCGUCAAGCUGGGAGAUAUAUGAAGGUUUAUCAGGAAUUGGCAAAAAAACAUCCUUCUUUUCGUGAGCGUUCGGAAAAUCCAGAGCUAGCCAUUGAAAUUUCUUUGCAACCUUGGCGUGCUUUUCGUCCUGAUGGGGUUAUUCUAUUUAGUGACAUAUUAACCCCACUUCCAGGAAUGGGAGUUGCUUUUGAUAUACCAGACAAAGGCCCUGUUAUCGAACAACCGUUGAGAACCAAAGCAGAUAUCGAAAAGGUUCAUGAAAUGCAACCAGAACGUUCCACUCCAUUCGUUCGCGAAACGUUGAGAGCUCUUAGAGAAGCAGUAUCUGAUGAAGCUGCAGUAUUGGGCUUUGUUGCUGCACCUUAUACUUUGGCUACUUAUUGUGUGGAAGGUGGAAAUUCAAAGUCAUACUCUGCGAUAAAGAAAAUGGCAUUUACCGAACCUGAAUUGUUGCAUCAGCUUUUGGAAAAAUUUGCUCAUAAUUUAGCAAUAUAUUGUUGUUAUCAGAUUGAGUCGGGAGCUCAAGCUAUUCAAAUAUUUGACAGUUGGGCUGGUCAGUUAUCUCCUAUCGAUUACGAAAUGUUUGCAUUACCCUAUCAGAAGCGAGUAUUAGAGCAAGUGAAAAGGCAUUAUCCUGAUACUCCUAUUAUUCUCUUUAUAUCUCAAGGUUCUCAUUAUUUGGAGAGGAUGGCAUCAGUUGGUUUCGAUGUCAUUUCUUUGGAUUGGACAGUUGACAUUGGAAAAGCACGAGAACGAAUCGGUUCUCAUGUUAGUAUUCAAGGCAAUUUAGAUCCCGCCAUUUUGUUAGGGACACCUGAACUCAUUGAAAAGCGUACUCUUGAAAUUAUUGAGAAAGCUGGACCUUGCGGCCAUAUUAUGAAUUUGGGACACGGAGUAUUACCCAAUACACCAGAAGAGAAUGUUACAAAAUUCUUUCAAACGGUGCAACAAUAUCGUUGGCAUUAAAAUUUCUCAUGUUGUUUGGUCUUUUAUGGUUUUCUUAAAAGAGUUACCUUAUCAUACUCAUACCAUAUAUCAUGAUUAUUAUCCAUAUUCUCUUCAUUUUGAGAGUCCCACAUUUGUGGUUCCAUCUUUCCAGUUUCUAUCAACAGUUGUUGCCAAUGUAAUUUGCACAAGAUGGCAUUGUUCUGUGGUUGUCCAGAAUGAAUAUUCAAUAACCAGCGUGAAUAUUCCCAUUGUA
Messenger RNA from Galdieria sulphuraria, 1493 nucleotides. Its product is annotated as uroporphyrinogen decarboxylase. Lineage: Eukaryota; Rhodophyta; Bangiophyceae; Galdieriales; Galdieriaceae. Bases 26 to 1258 code for a protein of 410 amino acids. The record is from RefSeq and is a predicted model, not a curated record. The transcript is spliced from 9 exons. Gene Ontology annotation, molecular function: uroporphyrinogen decarboxylase activity. Gene Ontology annotation, biological process: porphyrin-containing compound biosynthetic process.